GUGGGGUUGUUGUGGGUGCGAGCGGGACUGCAAUCUGCAUCGGAUGGUGUGGAGGUUGCAGCGUCGUCGUCCCGUGAACAGUUCACCGGAUUGUUGUUCAUCUUUAGUGAAUGAACAGGAAUAGUUGACUUAAAACAACUUAGCAAUACAGUAAAAGACUUGGUAGUCAUCAAAGCAUUAAGGAAAAUUGAAGAAAAGACAAAGGGCGCAAAUGGUACCGGAGCAACCACGGACGGAGCACGGAUAUAUCCGCUAAGCUAGUUAGCAAGCAAACUAGCCUGCUGCUAACUUGAUAAAUUGGAACACGAGUAACAAUCAACUGGCUAUGACUGAUAACGAGGAAAGGACAGUCAAAUUGUAACCCAGAAGGAAUUAUUCAGACUCAAUCAAAUGUUUUAGCUACGCAUUUUUUCUUACGAAAGUAUUUUAAUGGAAUGGAUGCGUUCUGUAGAAUUGUUCAACAACAAUAGUUAGCCGGUUAGCUAGCUAAGGUUACUUUCAUGUUGAGUUGGGAAGCUAUCCAGUUAGCCAACGUUACGUCAUCUGUACAGGAGUUAACCAGGCGGACAGGCAACUACAACAAGGUGGACGGACUGUCAUCUGCGUGGGGGUGUUCGUGAAGUUAACGUUAGUUGACUGGGUAGUCCAUUAUUCCUCCUUCAGCUUUUUUUGGACACAGUUUAGUAUUACACAUGACAGAAGUGAACAUGGGAGUGUUAUAGGACAAUGGAUAUAGUUAGCUGCCCGUUUGUUAGUACCGUAGGAAAGAAGUGACAACCGAUAUCUCAGGUACAGUUUGUUGGACUACAAUGCAUUAGGUCUGACGUUCUCCAUUCGGACAUAGGAUCUCUUUGGUUUUGCUGGACCGCUUGCUAACAAGAACUUUAUGACGCAGGCUCAGUCCAUUAUUUCAUUUUUGACUGACCACACAGGUCACCGUUUCCCUAAAGCGUCCACAGCACUCAUACCAUGGCAGCGGUUGUCAACUACUCACCGCCGUGGUGGGUCAACCUGCUACACCGACUCCCUCAUUUCAACCUUGAAUUCGAACAGACGAGCAGUGAUUUUCGCCCGGAGGACUCGUCAUAUCAACAGCGCCGGCAUUGCUGUCGGUUUCUAUGGGAACGGCGAGACCUGUGACGGAGUGAACAGGCUGACGUACUCCCUGCGCCACGCCAACCGCACGGUGGCAGGAGUGCAGAAACUGGUAUCAGACAGCACGGGCUCCCUGAAGCAGACGGCGGAUGGCAGUCUGGGGCAGCUGGAGGGCCAAUACGCCAAGCACACAGACUAUCUGUCUAUCAUCCAGAAGCUGCAGGGCCAGCUGGACGAGCUGGUGAGACAGAUGGGGGCGAUCCCCUUCUGGGGCAACAGAGACAUCUCCCUGGAGGAGCUGGCCGUCAACAUCGAGCUCUACGAUUGGUACAGGUGGCUGGGCUACUUAGGCCUGCUGCUUUUCAACAUCCUCAUCUGCCUGCUGGUGCUGUUUGGCCUCAUUCGCAACUCCAAGGGAACACUUAUUGGAGUGUGUCUUCUGGGCAUCCUGGCUCUGGUUAUCAGCUGGGCCUCCCUGGGUCUGGAGUUGGCUGUGUCUGCCACCUCCAGUGACUUCUGCGUUGCUCCUGACAUGUUCGUCGCCCAAAUGACCGAACAGUCUGGAGUGCUCAAUAAAGACAUUUUGCAGUACUACAUGACAUGCAGUGUGGGCCAAACCAACCCAUUCCAACAGAAGUUGUCCGGGAGCCACAAAGCCUUAGUGGAGAUGCAGGACGACGUGUCUGAGCUGCUCCGCUCGGCCACCAGAGAGUAUCCCCAAACUAAGGGGAAUCUAGAGCAGAUCCAGGGGGUGCUGAACACCACAGAGAUCGGCCUGCAUCAGCUCACUGCCCUGGUGGACUGCCGAAGCCUGCACAUGGACUAUGUCCAGGCUAUAACAGGGUUGUGUUAUGAUGGACUGGAGGGCCUGAUCUACCUGGUGUUCUUCUCCUUCGUCACGGCUCUCAUGUUCAGCGCCAUCGUAUGCAGCCUACCUCACACCUGGAACAACAAGAGGAACGAGGCGGACAGCGAGGAGGAGUCCGUGGCCCACGGAGGCAGACUGCAGAACCACGACAACCUGUACCGCGUCCACAUGCCCAGCCUGUACAGCUGUGGCAGCAGCUACGGCAGCGAGACCAGCAUCCCUGCUGCAGCACACACUGUCAGCAACGCCCCCGUCACGGAGUACAUGACCCAGAAUGCCAAUGCCUUCCAGAACCCGCGGUGUGAGAACACCCCACUGAUAGAGAGAGAGUCCCCUCCUCCCUCGUACACCUCCAGCAUGAGGGCCAAGUACCUGGCCAACAGCGGACCGGGUCCCAGUACCUCCACCCCCGUACCUCCACAGCACCAAUCACAGCACCAAGAACACGAAUCGGCACACCACUCACGACAGCACACUCCACACCGCCCACCACAUCACCCAGCGGCACAGCUCUAGACAACACCGGAGGCGUGACCCACCAACAGACACACCCGUGUGGAACCACCUAGCCUCUGGAACCUCUUCUCCAAUGCCCCUCAACAUCUCUGUGACGUCAUCUUCAUCCUCAUCCAGGCUACAGUCCCAAUCUCCUUUCCUCUUCGCUCUUACUCGCCCUCUUCCCCCAACAACAACUUCAAACAUCUGAGCCAAAUAUGUCUUUUGAAGUGUGCUUGAUGGUAGAGCUAAGAAAGGAACGCGCAAGGCAGACGCAUCAUGUAAAUAGUUCUGUCGUCAUUACAAUGUUUUCCGUAGGCCCUUUCAUGAUGUUUCCAGAUGGCCAGUCUGGGCUGAGGGCCAAUGGGAGGUUAUAUCCAGCAUCGUGUGAUCUCUGUCAUCUGCUUCAUGGGCUGCUAGUGGACUGACUGAGUGGUGGCCCUUGUUCCCCUGCUACCCCCUACCACCGCCGCGCCUCAGUGCUGGGCCAUCCUCCUUACCCAGGGACAAUACAGACUAAUGAGGCAACUGGCCUCCAGCUCUUCAUGAACGAUCUCUGCUCCUUUUCCACUCCUCUGUCUGCUCAGUCCACCAAAUAUCAUCUUGAACGGGGUGAUAAUGUCUUACGUGAGGAUAUGUUGCUCAAACAACAUCUGUUGGUUUUAUUUGUCUGACACUUUUGGGGUCUUCCUGUAUUUGAUAUUGUAUGAAGGAGACAUCCACCAUCAAAUGGUCUCCAUGUUAACCACUGCAAAAACCACUAGUUGUGGUGCUGUGAAGGAGAGAACACCUGACUAGAUGAUGAAACUAAACUGCCAUUGCUUUGGUGAGGACUGAGACAGUUAUGGGACCAUCUAGGCUAGCACUGAUUACUAUUGAUAGUGAUUUUGUUCAAUAUGUUGCUACGUACUGUACUCUCUCUCUCUCUCUCAUUGCUGGAGGAGAUGUUGAGCAAUGCCUUUACACAGAGAGCUGUGGAAAGGCCUAGAAACCACUGUUCCCUCACACCCUUUUACAGACCUAGUCCUCUGUCAUAGCAAGUUGGGAUCCAGGCACGGUUCCUCAACGGUUGGAUGUACCUCAACAAUACUAUGGCAAUGAUAUGUCUGAAAGACAAAGACCAGUGUUUCUCAAGCAUUCCGUGUGAGUGUUCUUCAUCAUAGUGAAACAUCUCAGUUCCUCAUGUGAUCCUGUUAUCUGGAGGACUUGCAACACGACCAGUAGAACGCCUGGUCGAGGAAAGGGCAUUAACAUCAGUUGUAUUAUCCGGUCUCUCAAUCCAUGUGUCUGACGAGAUCACGUUGACAUAUGAUUACUACUGUCUAACAAGCUGAGACUACUGAUUUCUUAUCGACCUAGCCAUCCGCUUGUUAUUGCGUUUGUCUCAGACUGUGAGUGGGACCAGUUAUCUUAUUUCCUAAUGUAGUAGGUCUAUGACUGGAAAAGACUGGGACCUCUUAACUCUUACAUUAGUCCUGACCUGCAUGUUUGUGGCUGUUGUCGUCCCCCCCAGGGGGAGGUUUUUCAUUGGAGUGAUGCAGUGUGCCACUAUUCCUGAAAAAUGACUGAAGCUACAUGGACUUUUGAACUGGAGAGUUUUGCUGUUGAAAAAUGAGUUUAUUUGCGAUUCCAGCGUCUGCUCUUGGAUGAUGUGAACUGAAAAGACGGACGACGCUCACUAAAGAAGAGGAGCUGUGAACGGUGGGACCCGCUGUCCUCUCAUCAAUACCACAGACCGCUGUUAUCAGGUUUUGUUCCCAAAACGAAAGACCAUUCAGACGAGGAAAGGAAACAUGUCGAAACUAACAGAAGCAGAAGCUUUUUUUCAACAGACCGAUAUGAGGACUGGUUCCUGAUUGCUGAGAGACGAAACAAAAGAGGAGUUUUCCUCCACCAUUAUAAGACUCAUUUAAAGUCUCAUUUGCAGUGCUCUUCUAUUAGCCAGGUAUCUUGUGUUGGUGUUCCUCUGUGUACAGUGGUCGGUGUUUUUGCUUGCCAGUCUCCUGUCCUCCCAACAGAUCUCUGACCGCCUCGCAACGUUCUCCUCUGCUGAACCCCAUGGAUAUAGUCACAGACUGUAACAUCACGUUACAUCCCGUGUCUGGAGGCUGUGUACAUUAAUUAGAAUGUGUUUCUUCUAAAGAGGUGUAGCGUACAUGUAUUCUAGUAUACAAUUAUGCAUGUUACAACAGCCAAGGUAACUGCAAAAUGGACGUCCUAAUGCUCCAGCAUUUCAUGGUCACAAAGAUGUGUUUUAGCAUAAAGAACGAUUUUUGGAGAGAGAAAAAAUGAAACUGCGGUGGUUGUUUCAAAAUGGGUAAAUUGAAGAAAUGCUGUGGUGACACGGGUUCACUUUUACCAUUUACCUUUUCAGCAAGAGCAUCCUACUUUCCUGUGGACUCCUAAAGCAUGGUGCCCCUUCAAACGUACAGUGAAAUAUUGUUGUACGCUGUUGCUACCGACGCUUCUCUUGGCACCCCUUCGUUCUGCGUUGUAAAUCAAUAUGAGAGGUGUGGUUCUUUCGUCAGACUGUGCCAAUAACCAAACACAACACCUUACCUUUACUAGGAUCUUUUUAAAUGUCUCACUUAGGCCUGUUUGUACAGUUCACAGCACUGUGGUUGCCUGAGCAACCAAACGAGGAAAAUGAGCCCUACAUUUUGAACUGAAAAUGACUUGUUCUUUUAUUUUCUGUGUGAAAGACCAUUUAUUAUAGUAAUGGUGGAUUUUUACUGUAGUUUAGAGUAGUCAUAUUCUCUUUGUUAAUAUUGUAAUGCUAGAUCAAUGUACAGACUUUAAAGGGAUACUUUGGGAUUUUGGGAUUCAUCCUUUAUCUACUUCCCCAGAGUCUGAUGAACUAAUAGACCACCGUCUCUGCAUCCAGUAUGAGUUAAGAGGUAGAUCUGUGAGCCAAUGCUAACUAGCAAUAGCUGAAUGAGUGGACGUGUAUGGUAUCUACUAGCAAAUGCACUAACGCUAGUUAGAAACUUCCUUCAAACUGCACGCAGAGACAAAAAAAAUGGAAUCCACCAGUGCAUCUGACUCUGGGGAAGUAGAUAAAGGGCUUAAUAGCCAAAAUCCAGAAGUAUCCCUUUAAAACAAGUUUGCUAAAUGAGCUGGUGAAGUUGACAUUUCCUUUGUCAUGGUGAUGAAAUCUUUUUUCCUUCAUUAAAAAAAAAAAGUAUUUUACCAUUUGAUUCUUUUUAGUGUUCAUUGCAUAUAUUACGAUGUGUAGCAGGCAGAACAUUUUUGUUGCUUUUAUGGGAAUACGAUAUAAUUUUUGUCUUUCAUUGCUUUGUUUUGAUAACAUUUCCCUGUAGAUUUACUCAUUGUUUUCAUAUAAUUUUAAAGCAAUUACUAAAAUAUUGUACAUGUUAAACCUGCGGUUUUAUUGAGCUUGAACUCAGUGUUUUGAAAUUAAACCAACGUUAACUGUUGAA
This is a messenger RNA of Salvelinus fontinalis (brook trout), 5898 nucleotides long. Its product is annotated as protein tweety homolog 3-like. The transcript is spliced from 13 exons. Bases 887 to 2479 code for a protein of 530 amino acids. Lineage: Eukaryota; Metazoa; Chordata; Actinopteri; Salmoniformes; Salmonidae. The record is from RefSeq and is a predicted model, not a curated record. Gene Ontology annotation, molecular function: volume-sensitive chloride channel activity; intracellularly calcium-gated chloride channel activity. Gene Ontology annotation, cellular component: plasma membrane.